GGGUGAUAGUUAAACUUAUAAGAGACCCGAAUUUUUUCUUCUUCUUUCAACCUUUAAAGGCGAUAAGGUGGACCUGGAACUGCUGAAUCCCCCUGCGACGGCUAUUUUCGACAGUCGGCGAGGAUACACUGGCAUCCAUUGUAUGAGCCCGGACGACGCCCCUUAUCCGUACAUCUCACUGAAACUGAGCGAAAAUCUUUGAAUACCUCUACAGAUACGGUUAACGAGGUGGGAUCUUACUUGGACCAGUGUGGUGUUUUCCUGGCUAUCAAACGACAGAAACUGGCAUGCCUGCGAACGGAAUGGGAUCCAACGAAACCCCGGAGUUAUGCCAUCCCGAGUCUCGGGUACUCAUCAUCAUGACUGGCGGGACGAUCUGCAUGCAGCCCACUCCAGACGGUUUACAACCCAUCGGCGGAUUCAUUGCGAACGCCAUGGCUCCGCGCCCAUCUUUCAACGACAAGUCACCGUCAGUCCCCCUCGAGGCUUCCAAGGGCAGUCAAAAGGUCGUGCUCGACAGUUUGCGGACGCCGCCAAGUACCUACUCCCGCCAUGUCCGAUAUGGUGUGAUGGAGUUCUCCCCUCUCCUGGACUCGAGUUCAAUCUCGUCCGCAGGCUGGACUGAGAUUGCUCAGACGGUCAGGGAGAACUACCGGCUCUUUGAUGGGUUCGUCAUCCUCCAUGGCACGGAUUCCCUAUCAUAUACAGCGUCUGCCCUGUCAUUCAUGAUGUCAGACUUGGGCAAGCCUAUCAUUCUCACUGGAUCACAAGCCCCGAUAUUCAACCUGCAGUCGGACGCAGUGGAUAACCUGUUGGGAUCUCUGAUUAUUGCGGGGACUUUCGUCAUUCCGGAGGUGUGCAUAUUUUUCCACCACAAUCUCUACAGAGGGAACCGGACCACGAAGAACUCUGCAGUCAAUUUCGAUGCAUUCGCCAGUCCCAACUGCGAGCCGCUCGCCAAGAUGAACGGACUCGGCAUCGACGUGAAUUGGUCCUUGAUUCUCCGUCCCACCAGGAUUGCGGAGCUUGAAGUCGCCCAGCACCUCGACACGGCCCAUGUGGCCUGUAUCCACAUCUUUCCAGGAAUCAAGCCGGAGAUGCUCGACUCGGUUCUUCGUGCCCCGAACUUGCGUGGCCUUGUCCUCCGAACAUUCGGCAUGGGCAAUGCCCCGGGCGGCGUGGACGGCAGCCUCACGAAAGUGAUAAAGUCAGCCAUCGACAGAGGCAUCAUCGUGGUCAACGUUAGUCAGUGUCUGGACGGCUUCGUGUCCCCCCUCUACGGGCCCGGCACUGAGCUGGGUAGAGCCGGCGUGAUUUUCGGGUACGACCUCACCACGGAGGCUGCGCUCACCAAGCUAUCGUAUCUCAUGGCACUGCCGAACCUGACAAUCGCCGAGGUCAAAGCUAAGAUGUCCCGGUCGCUCCGCGGCGAGAUGACCGAGCUCAAGCGUCCAGUCUUCUCGCACCCCGGAUCUUCUUUGGAGACGGCUAUAGCUCGUCUCUCCGUGAACGAAUCGGCAUUCACUGCUCUAGGGUGCGCUAUCCGCGACGGACAUGGCGAAACUGCCAAGCAGAUACUCGACAGCGACGACGUCGGGUCCAACCAACCGCUCCUAAAACACGCCGAUUACGCAGGGAACACCGCCGUGCAUCUUGCUGCCGUCGGGAGGGCGGAGAUACUUCGAGAGCUUCUCAGCAGGGGGGCGAGCGUCCAUGUGAGGAAUCGGGCCAACAACACGCCCUUAUUUCUGGCAGAAAGGGUCGAGGACAAUGAGGAGUGUGUUCGGCUGUUGAAGGAAGCAGGAGCUCAUUUGUGGCAGAAUGAAGCCCAGAUUAUAGGUACUGACAGGGCCGGAUGAGAGAUUCAUGUCUCUUGUCAGAAGGAGUAGGCGGCGUACCGGGGCGGUACUUUUGGUUCCUCGAGUCGGUUCUUAGGGUAAUUACAUGUCAUGUGUGUUGAACAGACCGUAGUUUUACGGUUACGUAACGGGCACGGAUUUGACCGAUAUGCGGGAUGCCGCUACUUGUCCCGUAUUAAUUAGUUCCCCGAGGUCAGCGUCAAAACGCAUGCCGCUACGCGGCUAUCCCAUCAAUGAAAGG
This is a messenger RNA of Sodiomyces alkalinus F11, 2100 nucleotides long. Its product is annotated as lysophospholipase. The transcript has a single exon. Lineage: Eukaryota; Fungi; Ascomycota; Sordariomycetes; Glomerellales; Plectosphaerellaceae. Bases 288 to 1859 code for a protein of 523 amino acids. Gene Ontology annotation, molecular function: asparaginase activity; protein binding. The record is from RefSeq and is a predicted model, not a curated record.